AUGGAGUGCCAUUUUUCUGUCUGGGGAGUUUUGGCCUUUCUGAGUUUGGCUCUGGUUGUUUCAUUGAUACUAAAUAUUUCACACUAUGUGAAAAACAAGCAAGAAACUAAAAAGUAUAAAGACUAUGAAGACAACAGUCCAAGCUAUGAUAACUAUUACACAGAAGAUGACCCAGUUUAUGGCAAUCUCAAUCAAGAUAUUUUAGAGGAAUGUUGUUACGAGCAGAUGAAGUCCCAGCCUCAAAGGCCAGUUAACCAACUACAGGUGGAGUCUGCCAAUCAGAUGUGUUAUGCCUCACUUGAUCACAGCAUUAAGGGAAAACGCAGAAAACCACGGAGAAAGACAAACCCUUCAUUAGAUGAGGAUGAAGAAGAAAGAUCGUCUAACCCCACCAUGAUAGCUUCCAAAGUUAGCAUUUACCUCAACAGUGAGCAGCUGGCUGCUGAAAAUACGGCAAACAUAGAAGCCAUUCAUGAUGAUCCCAUCAGAUUAAUGGGUUUGAUUCAUACUACAAAAGGAGAGAACAUUUGA
Pygoscelis adeliae (Adelie penguin) is the source of this 531-nucleotide messenger RNA. Its product is annotated as T-cell receptor-associated transmembrane adapter 1. The transcript has 6 exons. Gene Ontology annotation, biological process: positive regulation of T cell receptor signaling pathway; negative regulation of receptor recycling. Gene Ontology annotation, cellular component: T cell receptor complex. Lineage: Eukaryota; Metazoa; Chordata; Aves; Sphenisciformes; Spheniscidae. Bases 1 to 531 code for a protein of 176 amino acids. The record is from RefSeq and is a predicted model, not a curated record.